AUGUUGCACAAAAAUAACGAUGAAUUGUCCAUAUUUGGCAGACCGCUCAAGCUGUCUCCCAGCCCAUCUUCGCGCGUCACCAUCUCCAGGGUGACAGGCUCAUCCUCGUCCCGCACCUCCAAACGAAGGAGGACAGACCUGGAGUCGGGCGACCACAAGCGUGGCGAGGAGCUGCUGCUGGCGUCUGAGGAGGAUGCGGCGAGCGGCGGCGUCUCCAUCUCGCCCACCGACAUGAACGGCAACAAGGUCACGCUGGCCAACGACACGGAGCAGGACCAGCCGUUGGGGAACUGGAGACUGAAGAGACAAGUGGACGACGCUGUCGAGAUCGUCUACAAGUUCUCACCAGAGUUUGUUCUCAAGGCCGGACAGACUGUCACGGUGGGGUUUGCACAUGCUGACGUGGCCCAACGUCUGCCCACUGAUCUCCUGUGGAAAAGCCAAGCUUCCGGGGGCACAGGAAGUGACAUUACCACCACCUUGGUGAACUCUGACGGCGAGGAAGUGGCCAGACGCAGUGUCAGCAAGAAGGUGGAGAAUGGAGAAGAAGAACAGGAGGACGACGACGACGCGGAGCCAAUUGCGCACAAGAAGGUGAGCGCCCUAGUAUUGCUAAUUGGGACUAGCCUGUCAGUUUACCUGGAAAGUUAAACUGGGCAAUUUAGAAAAUAACCCAGUUUGAAAACUUUCCACGAUAAUUGUGGAGGUGCAUCUCACGGAAAGGUGUCAGUGACGCCAAGCGAUGAUGACGGCGCGUUGUGCGCGAGGCACGCCAUCAACGUGCAGCUGACCCAAAAAGGGGGCUCUUUGAUGUGUUGGGGUUUUGCUGCCUUUGAAAUAAACAUUGCACUGGUGUGUCCCGGCAGGCCAAAAUAGCGUCCAGGGAGUGCGCCGUCAUGUGAAGCCUCGGCAGCAAGCGUCGGAGCUUCCUUGUGCUGUCCGUCGUAUCCAAGCAAAUUCCUGCUUGUUUGUUGGGCUGCUGCCGCGUUUUGAUUGUAGCCCUCCUAUGUUUGCCCUCGUGUUUGAUUAGUUGUUGUUGGCCGCCGGACUCUCCUCGUAGAUCUCUCUCGCUCUUUUUUUAUUUUUUUUAUUAUUUUUUGCCACCUUGAUGAAGGGCUUCCGUUGUGCCGUCAACAUACCAUCACAAGUGGUGGUUUUUAACCUUUUUUUCCCUCUUUUAUUUUGUUCAUGUAUCUCGCCAUUUGAUUUUAGUGUGCGCCCAACUGAGCGGCCGCACGCAGUUUGAUCAUCACCUUGCUUCUGUCAAUUUUUUUAGAGCUACUCGAGACUGACAUUAAUUGUUCCUUUGAGCAGCUCCAAUGUAUACAACACUACAAAGACAAAAAGAAAUCGUUGCAUCCGUAGGGGCGGAAAAUUCCUCAAAGUUUUUCAGUAAAUUUACAUGGAGGAUCAAAGAACAAUUUCAAAUUGGAAACUUUCCAGUUUAAGUGGGAAUUGCAGGUGAUUUAAUGGAAAGCUACACAGUCAAAAAUCUAAAGCGGGGCUGGGAUGCACGAAUUAAUUAAUCAUAGCUCAAAGUUUUUCAGUAAAUUUACAUGGAGGAUCAAAGAACAAUUUCAAAUUGGAAACUUUCCAGUUUAAGUGGGAAUUGCAGGUGAUUUAAUGGAAAGCUACACAGUCAAAAAUCUAAAGCAGGGCUGGGAUGCACGAAUUAAUUAAUCAUAGGUGAUUUACUUUAGUGAAUAUUCUGCACUUUUAGUUUGCAAACGAUGCCCUUUUUGAAUAAAUAAUAAUAAAUGUAUAUAAAAUAAAUGUUUAAAUCUGAUUAGAAUAAUUGGCAAAUGAAUCCUUUGUUAACAUUACCAUUAGUUGCCGUUCAACAUUUUAGUAUUUUUAAAAGCAGGACUGCGAAUAAAUGUUCCUCCUUGCCCACGUGAGCCCAUCAAAAGGACCUUAGCAAAUACAAAGUUUAGAGGUUAUCUUUUUAUUCCAACAAAUUCCCACUGGGAGUUUCUAAUGUUAAAUUCCUGUAAUUUUGUGAGCCAUUUUGUCAGUUUCUGACUUAAUUGCCGCUAUCUGUAGAAACUGAACGAGUUUCUCGGUUCUUUUGAUAUUGUAAGCCUUUAUUGGAAAGCGUAGAGUGUGACGAUGCAAUGUGCAAGACGGCUGGCUGGUCUUCUGAUGUCGGCCGUUCAAAUGAUUAUGAAGACGAUGACAAAGAAUACUCCAAAUAUUUAAACUGAUCUUUUUUUAUUUUUCAGGCAAAAAAAAAGGUUCAGUUCAUGAGAUGCGUGUGUCUUUGAACGCACCUUGAGUGACCUGUGUUUUUGUGUGUGUUUUCAUGCCAUGUUACACUAGAUAUUGUUUAGUAUUUUUGGCAGUGUAAUCAGUUUGUUUACAUUCAGUAUGACUUUAAUUUUGUCUUAAGGAUCUCCAGGUGAUUAAGUUUGGGUGUUAAUGACCUGAACCUUGAUUCUUCUACAUUGAGGAUUUGCAGACAGUGUGGAAUCAUUAUUUCAACAAAAGUAGGCAGGUGCAUACAUUUGGGCACCCCAAGAGAAAAAUGACAUCAAUAUUUAGUAGAUCCUCCUUUUGCAGAAAUAACAGCCUAUAAACCAGGGGUCCUGAACCUCGAAUCGGUCAAACUAGGGGUUCGGUGAGUCGGUCUCAGGGGUUCAGCAGAGCCUCUACUGGGGAGGUCCGAACACACCUGAUUUAUCAAUUUGUGAUAACGCAUAUCUGAACUGGUCUCGUAAAGGCAACAGCAGAAGUCACACUGAUUUGCUGGUAUGUCAUUUGACGUGAAUUCAUGCAUUAUGUUGGUUUUAUUCUUUGAACAAGGUGAUGUUCAUGCACGGCUCAUUUUGUGUGCCAGUAAAAAACAUCUAUGUCUUGAAUUUGAAAAAAAUAUAUACAUUUUUUUCACUAACGAGGGGUUCGGUGAUUGCGCAUAUGAAACUGGUGGGAUUCGGUACCUCCAACAAGGAACCACUGCUCUAAACACUUCCGAAAGCUUCCAAUGAGAGUGUGGAUUCUGGUUGAAGGAAUAUUGGACCAUUCUUCUUGACAAAUCGUUAACUCCAAUAAACUUAAUUUCACUUCUCAAA
Molecule: messenger RNA, 3068 nt
Organism: Syngnathus typhle (broad-nosed pipefish)
Lineage: Eukaryota; Metazoa; Chordata; Actinopteri; Syngnathiformes; Syngnathidae
Product: lamin-B2-like
Exons: 5
Coding region: 1-651 (216 amino acids)
Source: RefSeq, a predicted model, not a curated record